GCUCAGUAUGAAAAUGCCCCCGAAACUGCACGGAUUAUGAUUGGGAUUCCAGGUAUUCCAGGAUCAGGUAUGAGCCCUCCCCCUUACUGGUUGUAUUUAUGCACACAAUGUUCACAGGCAAGAGUACUUUGGCUGUCAAAGUAGCCGCUACAGUGAAUGCAAUAUAUGCUGAAAAGGUCAUUGAGAGCGCCGGGGCCGCGUUCGCCGUUGAUAUCCCCAUGGACGGCUUCCACCUGUCGCGGGCGCAAUUAGCCGCGAUGCCCAACGCAGCCGAAGCCAUUCACCGACGGGGUGCUGCCUUUACCUUUGACGGCCAGGGAUUCUUCCAUCUGGCGCAGCGGCUACGCGAGCCUCUCAGCCCUGGCUCCAGUACCAUCUGCACUCCGGGGUUCGACCACGCCAUCAAGGACCCCGUCGCCGACGAGAUCCCCAUCCUGCCAACUUCGCGAGUGCUGAUUUUCGAGGGCAACUUCCCAGCUCUCGAUCGAGAGCCGUGGAGGUCAGCAGCGGGUCUGAUGGAUGAGCCGUGGUUCAUAGACGUUGACCGCGAGGUGGCCCGGGAGCGAUUGGUGAAGCGACAUGUUAUCAGGGGCGUGACGGCGGACGAGGCCUCGGCGCGGCAUCGGAUCGCUUCGACGGAUUUUUUGAAUGCGGAUGACAUUUUGGAGAAUCGACUUCCAGUUCAGGAAAUUGUGCGUGGGGAUUAUUAGGUCGGAUUUCGCCUAUUCAUCUGCAUGUAGAGUGAUUUGUUGGAAUGAUCUAUCUCAGCACCGAUGAUUGGAGUUCUUCGCGCCUAUUUUCUGAGAGAUAAUAUUUGGCACCAUG
This is a messenger RNA of Aspergillus sclerotioniger CBS 115572, 825 nucleotides long. RefSeq names its product P-loop containing nucleoside triphosphate hydrolase protein. The record is from RefSeq and is a predicted model, not a curated record. Lineage: Eukaryota; Fungi; Ascomycota; Eurotiomycetes; Eurotiales; Aspergillaceae. The transcript has a single exon. Bases 219 to 710 code for a protein of 163 amino acids.